Phaedon cochleariae (mustard beetle) is the source of this 1449-nucleotide messenger RNA. Lineage: Eukaryota; Metazoa; Arthropoda; Insecta; Coleoptera; Chrysomelidae. The record is from the annotation of a GenBank genome assembly.
AUGUCUAUCGACAAUAUAUUCAUCUGUGUCAUUAUAUCUUUGAUAUCUACCAAUGGAAUUGUGCAAGUGAAUUCCAUCACAGUAGAAGCUACCUACCCAACAAAUACCUACCCAACGUCUACCUACCCAACAACUACCUACCCGAGAACAACCUACCCAACAAUUACCUACCCGAGAACUACCUACCCGACAACUACUUACCCGAGAACUACCUACCCAACAACUGACUACACAAGAACUACCUACCCGACAACUACUUACCCGAGAACUUCCUACCCAACCACUGAAUACACAGGAGCUACCUACCCGACAACUACCUACCCAAGAACUACCUACCCAACAACUGACUACACAAGAACUACCUACCCGACAACUACCUACCCGACAACUACUUACCCGAGAACUUCCUACCCAACCACUGAAUACACAGGAGCUACCUACCCGACAACUACCUACCCAAGAACUACCUACCCAACAACUGACUACACAAGAACUACCUACCCGACAACUACUUACCCGAGAACUUCCUACCCAACCACUGAAUAUACAGGAGCUACCUACCCGACAACUACCUACCCAAGAACUACCUACCCAACAACUGACUACACAAGAACUACCUACCCAACAACUAGCUACCCGAGAACUACCUACCCAUCAACUUCCUACCCAAGAACCACCUACCCAACAACUACCUACCCGAGAACUACCUACCCAACAACUGACUACACAAGAACUACCUACCCGACAACUACCUACCCAAGAACUACCUACCCAACAACUAGCUACCCGAGAACUACCUACCCAUCAACUUCCUACCCAAGAACCACCUAUCCAACAUCUACCUACCCGACAACUACUUACCCGAGAACUACCUACCCAACAACUAACUACACAAGAACUACCUACCCAACAACUACCUACCCAAGAACUACCUAUCCAACAACUACCUACCCGAGAACUACCUACCCAACAACUACUUACCCGAGAACUACCUACCCAACAACUGACUACACAAGAACUACCUACCCAACAUUUACCUACCCAACAUCUACCUAUCCAACAACUACCUACCCGAGAACUACCUACCCAACAACUACCGACCCUACAACUACCUACUCAACAACAAUAACUGCUAGGCCUACUCCAACCGAAACAACCGUCACUCCACCUUGGUGGGUCUCUACAACAACUCCUUGGGAUGACACGACAACAGGACGUCCUUCAACUUCAAAUUCUACCACCAGUUGGCCAUCAACCACCGAGCCUAGUACUCCAUCUGAACCUGAUUAUCCACCUAAACCAGAUGCUGGAAUCGAAAUGAAUGUGUUCAUAAUCAAGGAUAAUCAAGAAGUGAAUUUUGUAGUGAAUCAUGAUAUUAUACUGCAUAAUAAUAAUGCUCGAAUGAAAAGUACUAUGAUGAAGAAGUUGUUGAAUCAAUUAAUCGAUUAG